Messenger RNA from Sander lucioperca (pikeperch), 1403 nucleotides. RefSeq names its product post-GPI attachment to proteins 2 (gene pgap2). NCBI's taxonomy places the organism in Eukaryota, Metazoa, Chordata, Actinopteri, Perciformes, Percidae. The record is from RefSeq and is a predicted model, not a curated record. Bases 361 to 1122 code for a protein of 253 amino acids. Gene Ontology annotation, biological process: GPI anchor biosynthetic process. Gene Ontology annotation, cellular component: endoplasmic reticulum membrane; Golgi membrane. The transcript has 6 exons.
UUUAUUCUGAAGGUGGCCCGGAAGUCGUCGCCUUAUCGUAGCUUGCCCGAUGCUGUCAAAGUCCGCUAGACGAUCAUUAAACUAACAGAAAAACAGAAAUAUAAAGUAUAUCAGUGAUAGUAAACUGAACGCAGCUGCUUUAGAGAAGCUACACGUCUACGCUGAGAAACUGUUUCACAGAUUUAAAAGCCUCAUUUCACGUUAAAGUCGACUGAAGUUCCAAGCUAAUGUCAUGUUACCUGAAGCUAACCUGAGCUAACAGGAUUAGCUCCUUUAAGUGGUUGAUAACUAACAGUUGACGGUUGUUAAAUGGCCGCUGAGCGGAGCCGUUGGUCGCGCCAGCCUGGAGAGCUGUAAAGGAUGCUCCAGGUGCCUUACGGCAGCCUGGACCGGGACCGUCUUCUCAUCCGGAUCCCGUUCACCAGCUUCGCCGUGGCGACCGUGCUGCUGCCUCUGACCGGCCUCAUCGCCUGCCUCUUCAUCUCACUCAUCUACCACUUUGAGGACGCUGUCUACACACACUGCCAGGUAUCAAACUACCUCCCGUCCAUCAGCGCGGCCAUCAGCCGCGUGCCUGAGCGUUACAUCUGGCGCUGCUGCAUCGGCCUGCACUCGGCGCCGCGCUACCUGGUGGCCGCGGCCUACUUCAGCUUCUACCGCGGCCGCUUCGCCAGGCUGCCGGAGCUGCUGCUGAGCGGCCUGGCGUUGCUCUGCAGCCUCGCCGAGAACACCGGGCUGCUGCUGCUCACGUACGUGGCGUCCACGGAAACCUACAGUCUUCAUAAAAACGGUUUCAUCGUGUUCGUCGGGAGCUCGCUGCUGCACAUGCUCGUUACGUGCAGACUGUGGCAGGUGAUCAGGAGAAACUAUGUGGACCCAAAGGAGAAGACGUCGUAUCGCUGGAAGCUGCGUCUCUUCCUGUUUAACGUCAGCUGCUGUUUGGCCGCCGCGUACUUCUUCAGACGCCACAACAAGUACUGUGAAGCCGGAGUCUACACCCUGUUCGCCCUCUCGGAGUACCUGGUGGUUUUCUCCAACAUGGCCUUCCACAUGACGGCCUUCUGGGACUUUGGCAGCAAAGAGGUGAUCGUGGCCACGCCGCCUGAAGACAAGCGCUUCUGAGGACUGUUUUUUAAGAAAAAGGUGACGGAAACAUUCUUAUAUCUGAACACGGGAAGGCGGCGUCCAGCCUGCUGAACUGACGUCUAGGGUCCAAUCGUUUCAUCCGUAGCAUCUGAAACUAAAAGAUCUGAGGAAUCCAUCGGGAAGGUAGUUAGAAAACGCUCCAAAGAAAGGCUUUUAUUUUGGCGGGGUGAAAAACUGGCAUGGUCGUUCUAACAGAGUUCCCUCUGUCACCUCUAGAUAUCCAACGUGAUAUCAUGACUUCACGUAAACAUACACGC